AUGACCUCCUGGAGCAGGAACCAGAUCGCCCCGGUCUCCAACCUCGCCCAGCGCAAGGUCUACCUGCAGGUGGGCACGGCCGACACAACCGUCGGCCCCAACGUGAUGGCACAGCUGCAGGAACAACUGGCCGGCUUCGUCGACGCCAGCAACAUGACCUACAUCAUCACUAAGGGUGCCGCACACACCUUCCCCACGGACUUCGACGGCGACGGCGAGAAUCCGUGCGGCACGGCCAGCUCGCCAUACAUCAGCAACCGCGGAUACGACGGGGCAGGCGCGGCGCGCAACGAUGGGGCGCUAUCCGGGUCGGCGCUGGCGUUCGAGCAGACGGGGUCGUACGGCGCCGCUGGGAUGGAUGGCACGGGGUAUGUGGAUGUUCCUCUUGCGUGCCAGGCCGGGACGAAGUGCACGCUGCAUGUUGCGCUGCAUGGGGUGUCAGCUGGCCCGAGGCAAGAUUGGGGACAAGUUUGUGCGGAAUACCGGGUAUUUGCGGUGGGCGGAUGCGAACGAGAUGAUCGUCCUGUUUCCGCAGGCUAUGGUGGAUACCAGGAUAAUACUCUGCAUUUCAUCUAG
This is a messenger RNA of Aspergillus clavatus NRRL 1, 576 nucleotides long. RefSeq names its product putative polyhydroxybutyrate depolymerase. Lineage: Eukaryota; Fungi; Ascomycota; Eurotiomycetes; Eurotiales; Aspergillaceae. The transcript is spliced from 2 exons. The record is from RefSeq and is a predicted model, not a curated record. The coding region runs from base 1 to 576 and encodes 191 amino acids.